Molecule: messenger RNA, 648 nt
Organism: Cornus florida
Lineage: Eukaryota; Viridiplantae; Streptophyta; Magnoliopsida; Cornales; Cornaceae
Product: putative cyclin-D6-1
Exons: 6
Coding region: 1-648 (215 amino acids)
Biological process (GO): regulation of cyclin-dependent protein serine/threonine kinase activity; mitotic cell cycle phase transition
Cellular component (GO): cyclin-dependent protein kinase holoenzyme complex; nucleus; cytoplasm
Molecular function (GO): cyclin-dependent protein serine/threonine kinase regulator activity
Source: RefSeq, a predicted model, not a curated record
AUGGCCUCUGAGAACUACCACCAGAACCCCACUGCGGUCCGUCGGAGAAAGCAAGCGUUGGACUUCAUACUCAAGCAAUAUAGAGAAAACCCAUUUAAUCCCGAUGAUCCCUUCAUCCCACUUCUCGCUCUGACUUACUUCGAUCGCUUCUUCUCAAGGCUACUAAUGGAGGUUAAACGAGAACCAUCUCAUGCGUUUCUUAGUUUCAAUCUUGUGGACAUACCAUUGCAAGUAACAAUGUUAAUUGCAAUCAGCUGUCUUUCACUCGCUUGGAAAAUGAGGACAGUUAGAUUCAACUUGCGAGAAUUGCUGGAUAGCCUCAAUUUCCGCAAUCUUCCGGUGGUGGAAGUAAAGAAGAUGGAGCUUCGGAUUUUCUCCACACUGGACUGGCGAAUGCGUUCUACCACGGCCUUUUGCUUCAUUGAUUUCUUCGUUUCUUUGUUAAACAUUGACAAUGACUCUAAACAAGAUCUCAAAAGAAGGGUUCUAAAUAACGUUGUGAAGAAAAUGUACACUGUUAUCGAAUUUACGAAAUUCAGGCCAUCCAUAGUGGCAGCUUCGGCUCUUAUAGCUGAAUCCACAUCAUCUGGACCACGCAUUGACCUCAGACAGGCUUUUGCUCCAUAUGUUAACAUGGUUAAAUCUUAG